ACUUGAAGAAGCACCCUUGUGCCCUUCCUGCAGCAGAACUACCGUCUACCUAGUACUUUCUUGGCUGUUUACUGCGAGUCUGGCGAUCCUGAUUCCGACACGUCUCCUACAUCCAACCUCCCCCUUUCACCUUCCGCCUCCCAAGCCGCAGCUCAAGCAAUUCCAUAUCCGUACCCUACAGACACUCACUCAAUGGCUUAGUCCAAGCCCCAGCGACAGCGCACCCCUCGCGCCGCAGUCAGCAGCAACAAUGCGCCUCUUCCUACUCCCGCUCUCCACCCGCAGGACCCUCCUCUACUGCCAGCGCCUUCAUCUCGCGAGCACCGAAAAACAGGGAUGGCUGGAUAAGGGCAGACUGAAGGCGGUGGAUUUGUGGGCAAGCUGGGAGAAGAAGGAAUCUGGCUGGCAAAAAAAGCUUGUGGACUAUGGCAAUCAGGCUCUGAAGAGGAUCCCAUACGAGGAAUGGGGUUUGAAAACAAUACCACCAAUAUCAGAACGUCGCCGAGCAGAAGAGCUGUCCGCGAAGGGACCGGUCGAAGUCCAUUUUCCUCCAACUUUGAUACCCGAGGAGAAGGUCCUGGAUCUUUUGAAGACUCUGGGCACAGAGAGGCAAGGUCUACAUAAGAAGCGGAUGAUCUGGUCUAUUGUUGGGAUGCCUAUCGUAGCUCCUUUUGCCUUGGUACCUGUUAUUCCUAAUAUCCCGUUCUUUUACCUAGCGUUCAGGGCAUGGUCGCAUUGGGCAGCGUUGUCGGGCUCAAAGCACGUUGAGUUUCUUCUCGACAAUAAACUCAUUACUACUAAGCCAUCGCAAAUUCUUGAUGAGCUCUACGCUGCUGGGAAGAAGACAUCUGACGCCGACACAACAUCAUCGGACCAGUCUCCAGCCAACGAGGAGAAAAUGGUCCUACACAAGUCCGAAACCAAGCCAUUCGCCGAAGCUUUGGGGAUACCUGAGCUGCAUAUCGAACUUGAACGCGCGGUCUGGCAGGUAGAGAAAGCAUUGCGGGCCGAGAAGGAGCUGAAAGAGGAGAAGACCGAGCUGGAUUCAGUGCAAGCAAAGUCCAAGGAGAAGAAAUAGAAGACUCAACCUGAGGGACGCGCUUUCUGAU
Molecule: messenger RNA, 1109 nt
Organism: Amorphotheca resinae ATCC 22711
Lineage: Eukaryota; Fungi; Ascomycota; Leotiomycetes; Helotiales; Amorphothecaceae
Exons: 2
Coding region: 251-1078 (275 amino acids)
Biological process (GO): potassium ion transport; proton transmembrane transport
Cellular component (GO): mitochondrial inner membrane
Source: RefSeq, a predicted model, not a curated record